GUUAAAAUUCGCGGGUCAUGUGUCGAAGGGAGAGUUAGUUCACAAAAUAGUCUUAUGAGUCAUCCUGUAGGUUCAGUGCAUGCAGAGCUUGCUCUUCUUCUAAAGCAUUUAUUCUUGGUUGUCCUGCAAUAGGAAGAAAACAGAAUCUAUUAACAACAUCAUACAUGAUGAUUUUAACCUAGUUAAACUACCUCCUAUUGAAAAUUACCGAAUACCUGAAACUGUACUAAAACAACUGGAAGUGAACCCAAAAAAUCAGUCGGUUUAUGCAAGUUCGUGACAAUGAUAUUAAUAUUGUAAAUACUUCGUAUUUCGUAACCCAAGCACAUUGUCGACUUUUUCGACGUUAGAUGGAUUAUGUGUAUAUUUUAGCACCUAUUGGGCUAGGUGUUAUUUUAAUUUUGUGCAGCACUGGAUAUUGCAUUUAUAUUCAUUACUCUAAACGCAGGCUCGUUGAGCGCAUCAAAACGGAGAUGCUUGCAAAAAUAAUCAAUGGUCCAGAUGCUAUUGUUUACAACACUCACUGGCGUAGUAAUAUAAAAACGGGCAAAACAAACUCUGUUGUGAGUUGCCCUAAACCUCCAGGUCGUGUGGUCGGUAUUGGAGGAUCUCAAGUAGACAUAUACUCUCAUCCUAUACAAUCGCGGACUGAUGUCUUUGUCCAGAAAGUUGGGAGUGAGGUGUUUAGUUCGUUGACCAAUGAAAGGCCGCAGGUUUUGAACGUACCUUAUAGUGAUUAUAAACAUACCACUCAUUAUGGCUCACCAAAGACCAAAAAUUACACCACAAGUAUACCAAGUCACAGAGCCGUGGAAUCCGAUAGUAUAUACGUGAACUGUCCAUUUAAACCAUCUCAAAAACCUGAGUCCAGCAAACAUUAUAACACGAGAUACCAGUAAGUUGACGUGAAUUAAAGAUGGAAAAUUGACAUCGAAUUCACGGUUCAAUGUUUCAGAGGGUAAGCUAAAGAAAAUAAUUUUUCAUAACGUUACUGCUUAUUUAUUGGAUGGUGUGAAACAGAAUUGAUGUAACUUUGCGUCUUGUCAUAUUUAAAGAGUUAGGCUUUCUAAAUUAAACUGACAUAAAACGUUUACCUAUUACACCUACCAACCACUUUUUAUUCAGUUUACGACAAAAAGUGACAAAACAGAAUUUAGGCAGCCCUCGAAUCAGCAAGCAUCUUCCUAAACCAAUAAAAUUAACGCCAGAAUUGACUGCGAAACUAUCCAUAAGAAACUAAACUUGACAAAUAUUUGACAGAUCACAAUACGCAGGAUGAGUUUGCUUAAUGGCUUAUUCUUUGCAUAGUUAAAUGUUUGUGUGGAAAGUUCUACUGAUCUCAAAUCGUUUUUAGAUCAGUCAUUGCAUAAAUGUAUCAUUUAUACUCAUCAAAGGUAAAAUUGAUCGGUAUCUUAUCCCAAGGUUUUAUUGCACACAGAAGCGUUUAAAAAGUUGAGUUAUACUAAUUUUGUUUCACGAGACAAAAUAAAGCACUUAAUUAGAACAAUUGAGAUUAGAAUUCAUCCCCUAUCACUUAUGAAAGUUUGGGGAUACAAUUGGCUGAAUUAUUUCUUCCAUGACAUCCAAAAACAGAGGUUUAAACAUAGCUUUAACGAAGAAAGAUCUACUUUAAUAAAUUCAAUACAUUCAGAAAAUGGUUGUGCAGCUACUCUCUUUGUACUAUGAUCAUCCAAAUAAUCUAAAAUUUACCUUUCAACUUGUUAUCUUUAUUGUUAUGCAGCUAUUUCCAAUAAUUAACAAGUUGCUUGUCCAAAAAAUCAUAUACAUAUUCUCGAUUUUCAUUCUCAUUUAAUCAACCUUAUCAAUCAACAUAUCAACCCUUCCUUUUUGCCUUUAUCUCCUCUUAUUAUUAUUGCUAUUUGAUGGAUCAAACUAUGAACUGAUCUUAGCUAUAACAUUAUUAAAUUCUAAGAGGAGUUAGAAAGCUGUUUCGUCCUGUCAUGAGACUGCAUGAUAGUACUCGUCGACGACCCCAAUAAAGGGGGUCGAACUUAGGACCUUCAGUCUCGCGCACAAAUGUUAAACCAGUAGACCAUUAAGCUGGCAGUCUUUGAUACACCUGACCGACUUCAACCAAUUCAUGAUGCUGAGCAACCAUACCCUAAAGUUAGGCUAAUUACUACAAUUUGAUUUGUAUUUUUCGAAUGUAAAAUUAUACAUUCAUGUCAAGGUAUGAUGAAGAGCCAAAACUUCAAAAGAUGUUUUUGACGUUCGACCUAUAUUUUUAAGAAUACUUUUUUAUUUAAUAAGAUGCUUUGGAGUGUCAAGUUUAUCAUCGAAAAAUGUUCGUAAGGAAGUCCAUGUAAAAAAGUAUGCUGCAAAGUAUACUUAAGUAAUGUUUCAUUAUUUUGUUAAACGGGAAAGUAUCGUUUCAAGAAUAUCGAAAAAACAAACGGGAUAUUCUCAGAUAUAUGCAGUACACUUAAAAACCUUAUUACCUGUUUUUGGAUGUUCAUUUCGUCAGCUGCGUUUUUUAGUGGUGAAAUUGCCAUUGCCUUUCUAAACAGAGUCAUUGAUUUGUGUUGAUUAAAUCAUUCAAAUUAGAUAAUGAAACUUCAUCAAAUUCAUAUGCUUGAACAACAAAUUUCCCUUACCUGUCCACUACCUUAUUUGAUUUGAUUAAUCUUAAGAUAGAUGAUUUUGGUCUUUUAUGGAUUAAAAUUUAGCUUGUAAGCUAUUCUUAAAAUGUUGUUACUUACUUACUUGCUCACGUAAGUUACUCCUCAUGGAGGAGCAUAGGCUGCUCACCAGCACUUGCCAUCCAACCCUGUCCUGGGCAAUCCUUUCCAGCUCUUUCCAGUCGUUACUCAUCCUUUUCACAUCUGAUUCUAUUUCCAGACGUAAUGUGUUCUUUGACCUUCCUUUUUUCCACUUCCCUUCAGGAUUCCACAUUAGGGCUUGCCUCGUGAUGUAGUUUGAUGAUUUGCGUAAUGU
Schistosoma curassoni is the source of this 2955-nucleotide messenger RNA. The record is from the annotation of a GenBank genome assembly. Lineage: Eukaryota; Metazoa; Platyhelminthes; Trematoda; Strigeidida; Schistosomatidae.